AUGCAACGUGUGCUGGAUUAUGCUUAUGAUGAAGAUGAAUCAGGAAAACGUCGUCGAACUUGGAAACCAGUUAAACAUCGAUUUCGAACUCUACCAAAUGAAUAUUAUGUUAACAGAUUUAAAAAAUAUCUAGAAAACAGUGGAACAAGACGACAAAAACUACAAGAAAUCGAUAAAUCUGUUUAUCAAAAAUUAGUUUAUGCAUGUGAACAAUAUCUUCCAGUCCAUGAUAUUGAUAUUCAACGUUGGGCUCUUAAAAGUGCAAGAGAAGUUGGUUGCAAUGAUUUUCAAGCAGCUGACAGUUGGAUUCACAACUUCAAAGCUAGACAUAGCAUAUGCUCUCGUAGAAUAACAAAUAUCAUUACUAAACGAGAAAUCUUAAAUGCUGAUGAAAUUCUUAAAUCGGAAGAAGAUUUCUUGAAAUUAUUCAAGAAGCUGUCUACAAAAUAUAAAGAAUCAAGAAUACUAAACACUGAUCGAGUUGGAAUUGAGAAAGAACAAUAUUCAAGAAGAACAUUGUCCUAUAAAGGAGAACGAAAAAGGUUUGGUGUAGUUAAAUCCAAGCAUGCAGCAACACAUUCUUAUACAGUGCAAGCAACAAUUUUAUUAGAUGGACAAUUAGUUGGCCCAAUGUAUUGA
Molecule: messenger RNA, 639 nt
Organism: Adineta ricciae
Lineage: Eukaryota; Metazoa; Rotifera; Eurotatoria; Adinetida; Adinetidae
Source: the annotation of a GenBank genome assembly